Oldenlandia corymbosa var. corymbosa is the source of this 2541-nucleotide messenger RNA. Lineage: Eukaryota; Viridiplantae; Streptophyta; Magnoliopsida; Gentianales; Rubiaceae. The record is from the annotation of a GenBank genome assembly.
CGAAGUUAGUACUGUUAAAACUACAUGUUUUGACUAACGGUGAUAAGUUAAAUGGCCAAUAUAACCUUGUAUAAAUGGAAAUUAUUAGGUAGUUGUCAAUUAACUCAACUCUUGCUCACGGAAAAAAUUAAGAAACGAAAAUCUCUCCACAAAACGAGCGAGGCAGUAAAAUCCAAAUCGAAUAUGAAGAUCCAUUUGUCACGGCGCACGAUUCCAUGGAAUGAUAAUGGAUAUGGACAAAUUCUAAUGAGAAGGCUCCCGAUUAUGACAUUUUUAUUCCUUUGCUUGAGGACAAAUCUUUUAGGGCAUCUAAAAAUGACGGACAAAGAAGAACAAGAAGGAACUAAAUGGCUUCCAAUUGAUGUGGUAAUUCACUUUGGUGGAGUUGUUGUGUAUGAGCCUGAGUAUCACUACACGGGCAACCUAAUGAAGGUAUUUAAGAAUGUGCAUCUAGAUUAUUUGUCUGAAGAUAUACAAAGGGAGAUGUACAAGAAUGCCAACCCCAAUUAUGUUUAUGGUGUCGUUGAGCUCCAUAUUGCACCUCCAUGCGUUGGAAUAGAUCAUGGAUUGGGACAACCAAAUGAGGAAGCUGACAUGAUGCAACUUUGGGAUGCAUACAAUGGAUUGGAAAAGCUUGACAUUUAUGUUGUAGAGUCUGGGAGCCCAAUUAAAGAAGUAGAGUUUGCAGUUUUGAAUAUCAACGCCCAUGGAUUUACUAAUUCUUCAACUGUAGCGAGUAUUAGAAAGAAGAAUGGAGGUGCCUGUAGAGCCACCAAAACCAGCUCCAGCAGAAAAACUAUAAAAAUCAGAAAAACAAGAGCUAAAUCAAGAAUUCUGGAUACAAAGAUUCCAUGGGAGGUUGAACAAGCCCAAUGGGAACAUGAUAGAGGUCUUCCUAAAACAUGGCCACAAGUUGAAAGCAUAUCAGUGACUGAAGAACAGCCUGAAACAUGUGCUGAAGAUUGUGAAACCAUAGAAGAAAGUGGAUGUGAGAUAUCAAGUAAUCUAGUGAGCCAAGAUCAGCUAGAACCAAAAGGGAAAAUAGGUGCUAAUAUAUUUGAAACAACUCUAGAGUUUAGAUCCGAUGACAGGGGCAAUCUUGUGAGUCAAAACAAUGGAAUCAAAUCCAAGAAAAUAACUCCAAGGAGGAUGGAGCUGACACAAGCCGAUUCCGAAGAGGGUUACUUUUUGCAUGUAGAACAAGAUCAGGAAUUUGUGCCUUAUGAUGAAUCAUGGUUAAAUGAGGGGAUAAACAGACCAGAAGAUGAAAAUGUCUUUGGCAUAUUAAGGAGAGAUGAUGUUCCACUUACUAGCGCUACAAGUGAUAAAGGAGAUAUAAGAGGUAACAUCCCAAGUAAACAUCCAAAGAACAACCAACCACAAGGAAAUGGUGAUGAUGAUGGUUAUUUUAAUGGAUGUGUAGAAGAAUGGAAUGAGCCGCUAGUAGAGGAUUUAGCUACAUUUUAUGCCCCCAUAGCUGAAGAUGAUGAUGGUAAUGUUGCAGAAAAUCUCACUUUUUACCCUGAUAUUGAAUUGCAUGCCAGUCCUAUUCAGAAGACAAAAACAUUUCAAAUCAAGACGAUCGGGCAGGGCCACAUCUGUGAUAGACAAUAUGACAACAGGAAUUGUACUUUUACAUAUCUAAGCAAAAAAUACCAGUACCUUAUUCGUGCUGCUCCAAACAUACUCCUCCAAGGCCUUAUUGAUAUUGUAAAUAUGGAGUUUCAAGUUGAAAUUACUGUUAGGCAAGCCUGCUGGCUAGAGCGCAGAGCAAUGGCCGACAUUCAUAGAGUCCAAAUGGAGCAGGUAAUACUGAAUAAAAAUUUAGAAUUGAGCAGAUAUUGUAGGCCUUACUAUUCUUCACCUGAUAUUUAUGAGGUGGACUGGGGUUCGAAUGUGGAUGAUUGUUAUACAAAGAAGACAUACUUGAAGACAUAUGCACUGCCUGUAGGUGCUAUGCCUUCGAAGGACCACUGGGAGAGGCAAAGGCCACCAAAAGUUAGUGGUAAUCAAAGGCAAGGAUCUGAUACGCAUCAAGGCGGUAGUAAUUAUGUACAAAGAGCUGCAACGGAGCAAAGUGGUGGUAAUAAAGUGCAUGUAGUUACUACACGACACGAUAGUGUUCAAGGACAAGGAUCUGUUCCUCAUCCUAAUCCUCUUGCAAAAAAGAGCAUUAAUGGUGUAGCUAGUCACGGCAGGAAUUCACAACCAUCGAAUACAAUAACAUUCUCACAGCCUGUUGCAAGGCAAACAACUCCGUCUAAUUCACAAGAGUACCAGUGGGGCAAGCUGAGUGAAGGGCCUCCUUCUUUUGCAAAUGUUUUGAAGGCUAUCAAAGCUAGAAAGAUGCAGUUGCAGAAGCCAAUCAAGGAAGAAAGGAUGGAUCUUGACUACCUAUGCGAUAAGAAGUUAGUUCAAGGGAGCUAUGAUCAAGAUGAUGAGACUGUCAUUAACUUUAGAGUUCAAACCGAAGGAAAUGAUUCACUCAUGGAAAUAAGUGUUCAAGAGUAUCAAGGGAGUUUGACUCUAGGUGCUCCAUGA